Molecule: messenger RNA, 1536 nt
Organism: Eucalyptus grandis
Lineage: Eukaryota; Viridiplantae; Streptophyta; Magnoliopsida; Myrtales; Myrtaceae
Exons: 4
Coding region: 1-1536 (511 amino acids)
Biological process (GO): lipid storage; lipid droplet organization
Cellular component (GO): endoplasmic reticulum membrane
Source: RefSeq, a predicted model, not a curated record
AUGGAGGAUGAAGAAGAAGAAUGGAUGUUGUACGAGGAAGCCGCAUGCGAAACGCCGCCGCCGCCGCCGCCGGAAUCCUCCGCCCACUGGUUCACGAGACUCCUGUUCCUGCAAGCGGAGCUCACGUACAAGUGCAUCGCCUCUCUCUUGUCCCCGAUCUUCUCCCUCCUCUCCUUGGCCUCCGACUCUUACCACCAGGCCGAGGAGGCCAAGGACUCCGUGGAGUCCGCCGUCCACCGAGUCCCCUCCAGCCUCUCCCUCCUCCUCAAGAGGCUCGGCCUCGGCUUCAUCGCCUCCGCCUACGUCUGCAUGGUCCUGACCCUGCUCGUGGCUCUGUCCGCGGUGGUGGGCGUCGGGUUGGUGAGGAUGUGGGUGGAGGAGCCCGUGUUCGUCAGGCAAAGGCUGCAUCUCGAUUACGCUCGGCUUCAUCCCCAGGCCGUCCUCUCCUUCUGCAGCGGCGGCGACGAUGGCGGGGUCGGUCUGUGCGAAGGGUUCCGCCAGAAGAAGCACGCGGGCAUUCCUGCGGGUCAUACUUUUUCCGUCUCUCUGUCGCUCCUGAUGCCGGAGUCCGACUAUAAUCGCCGCAUUGGCAUUUUCCAGGUCACUGCAGAGUUGCUUUCGGCGAACGGGGAAGCGAUCGCGAGGUCGAGUCGGCCAUGCAUGCUGCGUUUCAGAAGCCUCCCGGUGAGGCUCAUGAGGACACUCGUGCUCAGCAUACCUCUGUUGCUAGGAGUCUCGGCAGAGACCCAGACGAUCAAAGUGGAGGUCCUGAGGCACAAGGAGCUGAGGCAUCCCAGGACAGCGGCCAUCAGGAUCACCCUGAUCCCGAGGGCUGGGACUUCGUCACCACCGCAGGUGUGCGAGGCCGAGAUCGCGAUGAAUUCGCAGCUGCCAUGGGCGAAAGAUGUGGUCCGCAACUGGAGGUGGAGCUUCCGCGUGUGGGCGUCCCUCUGCACGUACGUCGCGCUUCUGCUCACCCUCCUCUGCUGCUGCAAGACCCUGGUCCUGCCGUCAACGUCAGCAAUGGGGAUCUCCUCCACGGAGCACGACGACGGUGAGCCCGAGAUAUCGGCGAAGAAGGGCGAUCACGGAGCGAGGCGAGCGAGGCAAGAAGAGGCGAGAGGAGGGGACAACGGCGAGGUUGCGGAGAUGUUGAGGAAGUGGCAGCAGAGAAGAGGGAAGAGGGAGGCCAGGUUCAUUUCGCGAGUGGGCGGCGGAGGCGGAGGCGGAGGCGGAGGCGGAGGCGGAGGUUCAUCGGCAGAGACCGGCCGGAACGUGACUAGAGAAGGGACGAGCGCAAGAAGCAUCGAGGAAGAUGAGGUUGGGGAUUCGGAGUCCAUAACUUCUUGUUCGUUUCAGGGUCUGAACGUUUCGAAUCGGGACUCGACAUCGUCGGCUGAUGAGAUGCCUGGGGUCCGGUUGCCCGGGUGGUGGCCGAGCGUCGAGCUCAUGGUAGUUGUCGAGUCUGUUGGCGGUCGCGGUGGCGGCGGUGGCAAAAUCACUGUUGGCGGUCGCGGUGGCAGCGGCGGCCGCUGA